Molecule: messenger RNA, 1044 nt
Organism: Enterobius vermicularis (human pinworm)
Lineage: Eukaryota; Metazoa; Nematoda; Chromadorea; Rhabditida; Oxyuridae
Source: the annotation of a GenBank genome assembly
AUGUUACUUCGUUUAUCUAAUUGUUAUGUUCGCUGUGUGCAAGUGAAGUCAUUCGCCAAUGCUGCUAGGCAGUUCUAUACAAAUUCGGUUCGAGCAACCAGAGGUUCUCCUGGACGUCAUUUUGCACAACAGGGUAUUGGAGUUCGUGCAGUUCCUACGCUUCGUGAGCGGCUGUUGGGACCUACCACUGGAAAACCAUUCAUAUAUGGCACGUAUGCUUUGGCUGGAGCGUCACUUUUUGGUCUGGGUUUACUGUGUUACUAUGGCAUUGGUCUCUCCAGAGGUACCAGCAUCAUGGCAAAUUCAGUGUUUUGGCCUCAGUAUGUUAGAGAAAGGCUACAGCAAACUUACGGAUACCUUGCAGGAUCUCUUGGUAUAACUGCCAUGUCAGCUGUUGCAGCUUCCCGUUCGCCUGCUGUUAUGAACCUUGUGUCACGUGGAAACCUGCUGACUCUUUUUGUUUCUUUGGCUGCAAUUGUUGGCACCGGUGCUCUCGUUCAAGCAAUUGAUUAUGAUAAUACUGGCAUGAAACAUUUGGCGUGGUUGGCUCAUACUGCAGUUUUUGGUGUUUUUCUGGCUCCUCUCUGUUAUCUAGGAGGACCAGCUCUCAUUCGUGCAGCUUGGUAUACUGCUGGGAUUACUGCAGGCCUUUCUCUUAUUGCCUUAACAGCUCCAUCAGAAAAGUUCCUUCGGAUGGCUGGCCCGUUGGCCAUGGGUUUGGGUGUCGUCUUCGUAGCUAAUAUCGGGACAUUCUUUCUGCCUCCAACAAGCGCUCUUGGAGCUAGUCUUGCAUCGAUCGUUAUUUAUGGUGGCUUAAUUUUGUUCUCCGCUUUCCUGUUGCAUGAUACUCAGAGGGUUGUUAAGUUAGCUGAAGGGCAUCCAAUGCACUCUCCGAGUCGUUUAAUGCAGUAUGGAGACUUUGAGGCUCCGCGAUUCCGACGUUUCGACCCAAUAAACGCGCAGGUUUCGAUAUAUUUGGAUAUCUUAAACAUCUUUAUACGUAUGGCGAUGAUACUCGGGACUGGUGGUAACCGGAGGCGGUGA